AGCGCGGCGAAGGCGGGAUAUCCUCCAGCCUCCCUGGUUUCCUCACUUUCGGAGCCCACCCCCGCAGCCGUGAUUGACGUGCCGGCUGACCAUACAGAGAGGCGUGUGCCGGCGGCUCAGCCAAUGGUGGCGGGCCGGGCGAGCUGCGCCGUCAGUCGGGCCGGUGAGUGCGCUCGGUGCUGCUGUGGGCUCCCUCGUGGUCGGCAUGGCUGCCAUCAAAGCGUUAAACCCCAAGGCCGAGGUGGCGAGGGCCCAGGCUGCCCUGGCCGUCAACAUCAGCGCCGCCCGGGGGCUGCAGGAUGUGCUGAGGACCAACUUAGGGCCGAAAGGUACAAUGAAAAUGCUGGUUUCUGGUGCUGGAGAUAUCAAGCUAACCAAAGAUGGCAACGUGCUGUUGCGUGAAAUGCAAAUACAGCAUCCAACAGCCUCUUUAAUAGCUAAAGUGGCUACAGCUCAGGAUGACAUGACUGGUGAUGGCACCACCUCCAAUGUGCUGAUUAUUGGUGAGCUGCUGAAGCAGGCUGAUCUCUACAUUUCAGAGGGUUUGCAUCCCAGAAUUGUGACUGAAGGGUUUGAAGCAGCAAAAGAAAAGGCCCUGGAGGUACUGGAGCAGGUGAAAAUAUCCAAAGAGAUGGAUAGAGAGACUCUUAUCAAUGUUGCCAGGACAUCAUUACGUACAAAGGUCCACAGGGAAUUGGCAGAUAUCUUAACAGAGGCUGUGGUGGAUGCUGUUCUGGCAGUGAAGAAACCAAAUGAACCCAUUGAUCUCUUCAUGGUUGAAAUUAUGGAGAUGAAACAUAAAACUGAGAGUGACACAAGCCUCGUGAGAGGAAUAGUAUUGGAUCAUGGUGCUCGUCACCCGGAUAUGAAGAAAAGAGUGGAAAAUGCAUUCAUUCUUACCUGCAAUAUUUCACUGGAGUAUGAAAAGACAGAAGUAAAUUCUGGAUUCUUCUAUAAAAGUGCUGAUGAGAGGGAAAAAUUCGUGCAAGCAGAGAGAAAGUUCAUUGAAGACAGAGUUAAUAAAAUCAUAGCACUGAAGAGAAAAGUUUGUGGAGAUACCAAAAAAGGAUUUGUAGUAAUUAAUCAAAAGGGUGUUGAUCCAUUAUCGUUGGAUGCAUUUGCAAAAGAAGGCAUUGUGGCACUGAGAAGAGCAAAGCGAAGAAACAUGGAGAGGUUGACACUUGCUUGUGGAGGCAUUGCCAUGAAUUCUGUGGAGGACCUCACCCCAGAAUGCUUGGGACAUGCUGGACUUGUGUAUGAGCAUUCUUUGGGCGAAGAAAAGUUCACUUUUGUUGAGCAGUGCGACAAUCCACGGUCAGUGACACUGCUGCUGAAGGGUCCAAACAAGCACACUUUAACACAAAUCAAAGAUGCUGUGCGUGAUGGUCUGCGUGCAGUAAAGAACGCCAUUGAGGAUGGAUGUGUAGUGCCAGGUGCAGGUGCAUUUGAAGUUGCUGUAGCAGAUGCUCUGAUCAAACACAAGGCUAAUGUAAAGGGCAGAGCACAGUUGGGAGUGCAAGCAUUUGCAGAUGCUCUUUUGAUUAUUCCCAAGGUUCUUGCACAAAAUUCGGGAUAUGACCCUCAAGAGACGCUCGUAAAAAUUCAGACAGAAUACUCUAAAUGCAGUCAACUUGCUGGAGUAGACUUGAACACUGGUGAACCAAUGCUAGCUGGAGAAGCUGGAGUUUGGGACAAUUAUAAUGUCAAAAAACAGCUGCUUCAUUCAUGUACUGUAAUUGCCAGCAAUAUUCUUCUUGUUGAUGAAAUAAUGCGAGCUGGAAUGUCAUCACUGAAAGGCUAAAUGAGGAAUGGAGUACUUUUGAUAGCAGACUUUUCUCAGAGUCCAGCAUAUCAACUAUAAUACAGCUGACUGAAGUUGCUCCAAAAUAAGUAUAACUAAUGUUGAGGCUUUCCAUUCUGUGGCUGUAAAAAAAAAUGCAGAGGCAAGGUGCAGUUUCACCAAGCCAUUUAGGUGAUUUAGCAGUAAGACAUGCAUUCAUGUUUCAUGGUUAUUUAUGAUGAAUUUUGUAUCCUGCAUUCAAUUAAACAGUUUGGUUUCCUAAUCUUUGUAUUCAAGCCCUCAAUAAACUUGGUCAUUUUGCAAAUGAAA
This is a messenger RNA of Pristis pectinata (smalltooth sawfish), 2110 nucleotides long. It is a transcript of the gene cct6a, whose product is annotated as chaperonin containing TCP1, subunit 6A (zeta 1). The coding region runs from base 206 to 1801 and encodes 531 amino acids. Gene Ontology annotation, molecular function: ATP binding; ATP hydrolysis activity; ATP-dependent protein folding chaperone. The record is from RefSeq and is a predicted model, not a curated record. Gene Ontology annotation, biological process: protein folding. Gene Ontology annotation, cellular component: chaperonin-containing T-complex. Lineage: Eukaryota; Metazoa; Chordata; Chondrichthyes; Rhinopristiformes; Pristidae. The transcript is spliced from 14 exons.